Molecule: messenger RNA, 1024 nt
Organism: Cheilinus undulatus (humphead wrasse)
Lineage: Eukaryota; Metazoa; Chordata; Actinopteri; Labriformes; Labridae
Gene: ptgdsa
Product: prostaglandin D2 synthase a
Exons: 7
Coding region: 188-739 (183 amino acids)
Molecular function (GO): small molecule binding
Source: RefSeq, a predicted model, not a curated record
CUGCUCUCCUGGAAAUGAUUGGCUGACGGGCAGGUGGGCGGAUCAGCAGAAAAGCAAACAUUGCCACAGGCUUUGCCACUCUGUACCUGUGUGAGAGCUGCCUUCAGUUCACUUCAGGCUUAGGUCGGAUACCCUUUCUUUUCACCUUUCAGAUCCAUCCAGUGCUUCCCUUUUUCUCCACGCAGACAUGAGGACCACUGUGGUUGCUGUUGUCAUGGUGAUGUGCGGGAUGAUGGCGCACGCUGACGUGAGGCCCCAAAGAGAUUUCAACCUGCAGAGGUUUGCAGGUAAUUGGUACCGGGUGGGUCUGGCCUAUGACUCUCCCAGAUUUGCCCCCUUCAGAGAUAAACUGAAGGCCUCCAUGGGCACGAUCACACCUCUGACAAACGGCAACGUCAACCUGACAAUGUGGGACGCUACACCUUAUGGGUGUGUGAGUAGGGUGUACCAGUAUGAGAAGACCAACACACCUGGACAGUUCACCUACUUCAGCACACGCCACAACAUGGUGAAAGACAUCACAGUGGUGGAUACAAACUACACUGACUAUGCUCUGGUUCUCAAACACAAAGUCUUUCACAGAGAGUACACACAGGUGGCACUUUAUGGUCGCUCUCUGACUGUCAGAAAUAACAUCAUACAGAAGUUUAAAACCUUUGCCAAGUCCCUGGGUUUCCCGGCUGAAUCCAUUCUGACUCCCCCCCCUGCAGAAAACUGUCCACCUUCAGGAUCUGGAUGAAAAGUCCCAUGGUGUACCUGAGAUGAGGGUGUCAGUGGUCUCUGGUGCUGCAGUUUUUUCCUGUCCACUUUUUCCUGACGUGCACUGACACACUGCAAGGAAACUCUAGCAGAAAAUGUCAUCACUUUGGUUUCAAACAUCACAAAUAGCAAACUGAAAUCAAUGUACAAUCCUUUUUCUGUGGUGCUCUACAUCAUGUACACAUUCCUUUUUCUAACCACCAAGCUAAAGACUUUUCACUGUGGUCACCUGUAUUUAACCUUCAUUAAAGCUUCUUUUAGCUCC